GUCGCCUUAGCAUACUCUGUUACUUUCAGGUAGGAGCAACAGAGAACGCAAGCGAGCCAUUUCAAAUUUAAGCUCACAUCUGGAUGCUUGCUACAAUUCUCAACGAUCGGCCACAUUCCUUGGACCUAAUAUAUAUUGAGCAUGGAUAGGAUGUGAACAUUCUGUCCGGAUCAUUCUCUGCUUAAGUAUAAUCAGCAGCACCCUGGAGACGUGUCCUACAAUUCAUAUCCCCUUACGAGGCCCGAGGAUGGCAAACAACUCUCAGCACUCAAAUAUACACCACGGAGCUCAUCAAAUGGACUUUACGAACAAAGGAAACUAUACAAAGAGCGAGGCAAGGGCACGGGAGACCCCAGUUAUGGGUGUAUCGACUGGUUCAAGUGCAGCGAAACUGGCGACUUUACGAAACUCCAGUAUGUCAUUGAGAUCGCGACUACCAUGGCUGGAUGCUCGGCCACAACCCCGAAUUUCAAACAAGAACAACAACAAACAAGACGAUGUUUCACACCGGACAUCUGAAUACCAACCGACAAUUCUCCCCCUAUCAGAUGUUCAUUCUACAGUCCAUCAAACGCUUCCACCCACGGACAAUUGCAUGGAGAAGUAUACCGACACAAGCCAAGCUCCACUAGUUCUCUUGUCGAAAGCAGAUACUAUCUUCAAUCCAUUCCAGCCUUCAAUAGGCCAAAACCCGCAUGAAUUGGAACGCCUUUCUUCUGACAUUGUUGAGAACAAAGUGAGAGUCAAGUUGCCUGAAAAGCAGGAAGCUUUUGACGAUGUUAAUCCCCGAGAAUUGGAAUCUCCUGCCUCAGAAACCGUACCAAGUAGAGAGCCCCUCCUUGACAGCAGUUACGACAAGAUAAAAAAGCAAAGCCCAAAUCCAAACCAACGUUCCACCGAAAGUGUUUCUGAACUCAGUGGAUCGCCAUUAACAGAGGCCAUAAAUCGCCUAGAGCAUUUAAUGAAGGAAGCUGAAAGCUUGGUGAACGAAGCGACUGACAGCAGUCAUAUUGGGGAAACCAAAAACACAACUGGUCAUGGAAACCAAGCCAUAAACUCUUCUAGCAUCACGGCUGCGGGGGUUGAAGUUUCAUCAACCGGAUCAACCUCUCUUUCUAUUGACAAGAGUGUGUCCAAUUUGAGUCUGGAUGAGUCCGAAAACUCACAGGCGAGUAGUCCAGAUAAAUCUAACCUUGCUGAUUCUCGUGAAUUAAAUGCCAAAGAUGUUGCACGUCUCCGACAAUUAGACCCUAAGCAAGAAAAGGCUAAGCAGAAGUUCUACCAUCGAUCGACACAAACGUCCAAUUUUGAUUACUACUCGCCUAAUAUUGAAGGCAACGGCAAGAACACUUAUUCCAGACAAACACACACAGGGUAUAUAUCAGAAUCUCCGUCAGAACCGCAGGCAUCUGCUUCAAUCGAGUGUCUGAGGAAGAGGAAAAGAAGUGUACAGAUAGUCGAAGAUAAUCAUCCAAAUUGGCAGGAGUGGCGAGAGCCGAGACACAACAGCUAUUACGACAAUACAUGGAAACCACGUGACACAACCAGGCCUUCUGAAUCCAGAAAAGUGUUCAAUUUGCCCUUUCAGUUCAGCGAGGGAACGAGUAUGAAAAGUGGCGCCAGUGCCCGGCUGAACAGCAGCAAAAAUGAUGAUGGAUGUCUUGAAAAGGUUGAGGCGGCCAGAGCUUGCGGCGACAGAGAUGGGUUGCGUCGUAAAAGUUGGAUACUAGCUCAUUUCAGAGAGGAGCCAAUUGCUAGGAGGUGGAAGCCGACGCGGAAACGCAUUACGGCUUUGAUUGCGUGUCUCAAUACUGGAAUGGUCGGUUAUGCGAUUGGCGAUUAUGCGGGGAUGGUUCCAAGAAUUCAGUUUCAGCUCGCAGACCAAGGACAUAAUGUAUUACUCGGCAACGUUUAUUUGUUCCUUGGAAUGGCACUCACAACAUUCUUCUGUUGGCCACUGCCGCUGUUGCAUGGCCGUCGCCCAUACAUUCUUGGCUCUCUCGGUCUUGCGAUACCUUUGCAGUUUCCACAAGCAAUUCUAGUCAGUCAAGUUCGGACACCCGUUUCUAUGGGCUUCGAGUUUAGUCUCUUGACUUGCAGAUUCGUAACCGGUCUUCUUCUGGGUUUGACCAACAUCAAUGAUUUUGCUAUGCUCCUAGACCUCUUUGGGGCAUCUUUGCAGAGCGAAUACCCUCAUCAACAAUUAAUCACGUACGACGAUCCACGUCGCGACGGCGGAGGUAUUGGCGUCUGGCUGGGCAUCUGGGCUUGGUGCUGGGUCGGCUCCAUCCCGGUAGGCUUUAUGUCUGGUGCCGGCAUCAUCAACAGCCUUAAUCCGCAAUGGGGUUUCUACGUCUCGACGAUGCUCAUGAUUUGCGCAUUGAUUUUCAACGUUUUGGCACCGGAAACAAGACAAUCAGCCUUACGACACGCGUUACAAGAGCUUGAGUAUACUGGAAAAUCAAUCGGAGUCGAGACAAGCAAAGUCGCUCGUGGUGAAAUCAAGUUACAUCUUGAUAAUCGAGGCCCGCAGCACUGGUACCAAGAGCUUUGGGCCGGGGUUAUAUUAAUGAAACGCAUGUUCUGUCAACGUGGGUUCUGCGUCGUAUCACUCUAUCUCGGAUGGAUGUAUGGACAAAACAUUCUCGUCAUCGUACUCCUUGGUGCUUUACUUAGUCACAACUACCAUUUUCCCUCACGCUACGUCGGUCUUGGCAUUCUGUCUAUCGCGAUAGGUGCGCUCUUUGCUGUCCCAAUGACCUACGCUGGCUGGUUUAGUCGCGCACGAAAACAGGGACCAAGAACUGAUAGCAUGACCUUCGAGCCGCAGGUGACAUGGUCUUCUCAUAUGGUUCGACGUAUCGCGUUUAUGCUCAUGCUACCUGUAGCGGGAGUCAUUUACGCCAUAACUUCUCAGGGCCGCAAUAUACACUAUCUCGCCCCCAUCUUUAUGGCAGGCGCAAUCGGCUUCUUCCAGGCCCUGGCUGUGGCGGAAUGCUAUGGACUCAUCAUGGAAACUUUUGACACGAGUGACCUUCAACCUGGUGUUAACUCACGACAUCGUGUUGAAUCCCUCGCCGAGGAUGUCCGAAGACGGCGUACUAACUACUCAUGUUUUCCUCGCGUCUCUGCUGGAAUUUUCCUUUCACAAACCCUGGGCUUCCUAUUCGCUGCCGCUGCAACAGGCAUAGGCAGUGCUAUGACUCGGGAAAUUGGUGCACAAUAUUCUACGGGCAUCGCAGCAGGUAUCUUGAUGUUCCUGGCUUUAAUGCUCACGGGCGUGUUGUUCAGGUACAAAAUUGAGCAAGUAGUACCGAAUCAUGCCUUUGGAACCAGAGUUGGCACAGUUGAAAUCACGUCGGAAGAGGAAAAUGUGUUCUGGAAACCAGUUGUUAUUGGAAAUCCAAGUGGCAAAGUGAGGCGGAUGAACUUACUUGAGCUUGGAAUGUUGAGCCGGUGGAGCGAGCUUCGGAAGUUGAAUAAAUUGCUGUGAACCUUACUCUAAACUGGAUUCUGGCGGAUUUGAGAUCCAAAUUGUAUGAAAGCUGGAUGAUUCUUACCCUUGCGUAGACCAAUCCCAAGAAAC
This is a messenger RNA of Verruconis gallopava, 3586 nucleotides long. RefSeq lists its product as uncharacterized. Bases 248 to 3493 code for a protein of 1081 amino acids. Gene Ontology annotation, molecular function: transmembrane transporter activity. Gene Ontology annotation, biological process: transmembrane transport. The record is from RefSeq and is a predicted model, not a curated record. The transcript has a single exon. NCBI's taxonomy places the organism in Eukaryota, Fungi, Ascomycota, Dothideomycetes, Venturiales, Sympoventuriaceae.